This is a messenger RNA of Solanum stenotomum, 1359 nucleotides long. RefSeq lists its product as uncharacterized. The coding region runs from base 1 to 1359 and encodes 452 amino acids. NCBI's taxonomy places the organism in Eukaryota, Viridiplantae, Streptophyta, Magnoliopsida, Solanales, Solanaceae. Gene Ontology annotation, biological process: positive regulation of transcription by RNA polymerase II. The record is from RefSeq and is a predicted model, not a curated record. Gene Ontology annotation, molecular function: protein dimerization activity; DNA-binding transcription factor activity, RNA polymerase II-specific; RNA polymerase II cis-regulatory region sequence-specific DNA binding. The transcript has 5 exons.
AUGGUUAGAAAGAAAGUGAAGUUGGCUUUCAUGGAAAAUAACACUGAGAGGAGAGUCUCAUAUAGAAAACGACAAAAGGGAUUCUUAACCAAGGCUCGUGAACUCAACACCCUUUGCGAUGUUGAAUUGACUACCAUAGUCAAUAGCCCUUACCACAAUGAACCUAAGGUGUUUCCAAAUCAUGAAGCUGCUACCGACAUCUUUACAAAGUUUAUCGAUCUUCCAGAGGAGAAGAAAUCAAAAAACCUAAAAACACAAGAAAAGAUAACCAUGAAAAGGAUCGGGAAAAUUGAGAAUGAACUUGAGAAGGUAAGGAAGGAAAACAAGAAAAUGGAGUAUACAAACCAGAUGUAUGGAUUGUUGAAUGGUGAAGAGAUGCCCAAUAGUAAGCACGCAGAAGAUCUCAACGAUCUCUGUUAUGUGAUCAAUAAAAACGUCAAAUUGAUAAAUGAUGGGAUCAAAGCAAAGACUCACGAAGAAGGUUCUACAUCAAAUGCUCCUCAACCUACUACUGGACCGAUGGAUUCUAGUGGAACCAGCUUCGACAUGUCAUGGGCUCCUAUUUUGGCCCCAGUUGAUGCUCCAGUACUAUCUGAGAUUCCUCUUUUGGCUCCAUCUACUGUACCUAAUGGGACCAACUUCAAAAGGCCAACAACUCCUCUUAAUUUGGUUCCUGUUGUAACUCCAACAUCGAUGGUUCCUCUGAUGGCUCUUUCAAGCGAUCAUGCUCAAGUGCCUCAAUUAAUGUUCCCUUUGAGGACUCCUCCUCAAAUGGUUCCACUUGUGGAUCUGUUAAAGUGUGGAAUGUGUUUGAAAAGUGCAGAUUGGCAGCAAAAUGUCCAGUCGGUGACUCGCCAAAGAGAGAUGGCUAGACCAAAGUGGCUGGGAAAGGCACCUGCACCUGCGUCACCGAAAACCAGCUCCGACAAUGACGAUAUCUAUGCCACUCACCUUACCACUUCUGAGAGUGAGGGUGAGCAACAAGAGCAUCAGGCUGUGACUUUUGAGCCUGAAGAUGAGCUACUAGCAGGCCAGAGAGCAGAGCUACGAUCUAAGAGGAUGAAUGAUCUGUCUAGGAUCAGGACUCCUCAGGCCACCACUAUUCCUCCUGCUCCCCUAUUCACUAAGCCCCGUGGCCCGUACAUUCCAUAUUGGGUCAGAGAAUUCUACAGUGCCUACAGUGCCCUGUUGCCUAAAGGGAAGAAGCUGGCUGCCAAAUUCAAGCCGGUAGACUAUGAGGUUGUCAGUGCCAGAAAAGUGAAGUGUGAUAGUGAUGCUAUCAAUGCAGUCCUGGAGUGCUUAAAUGAUAUUGACGAUGACUGUCAGCACAUGAUCAGGACAAAAUGCUGGAAAACAUGA